AUGUCCACACCUUUCCAGAAAUCAGUCCUUGUCUUUGGCGCAACCGGUAAACAAGGCUCCGCAGCUAUUGAUGCCCUCCUUGCAGGGGCCAACAAAGACAACUUACCCCUGAACAUCCUCGCCGUUACGCGCGACCGGACUUCGCGAGGUUCCCAGGCUCUAGCACAAAAGUCCAACGUGUCCAUCAUCGAAGGUGACCUGGCCAAUGUGGAAUCGAUCUUUGACCAAGCGACCGCAGACGGCAGGCCAGUCUGGGGUGUUUUCGGAGUACAGGUGAAUUCCCCUGAUGAAGAGAAGCAGGGCAAAUCCUUGGUGACAGUUUCUGCUGCGCGCGGCGUCCAGCAUUUUGUCUACGCCUCAGGGGAUCGGGGUGGACCGGAGAGAUCUGAAGCGGACCCGACCUUCGUUAAGAACUUCGCGGCAAAAUUCAGCAUUGAGAAGCAUCUGCAGAAGCUCGCAGCCACCAGUCGACAAGACAUGACCUAUACCAUCCUGCGGCCAGUAACAUUUUUCGAGAAUAUGACAGAUGAUAUACAUGGAAAGGGCUUCGCUCGAAUGUGGGAGCAGAUGGGUUCUAGGAAACCAUUGCAACUCAUCUCAACUAUAGAUAUCGGCUUCUUCGCUGCACAGGCAUUUCUCCACCCUGAUGAACAUCGCAAUAUGGCGAUUACUUUGGUUGGGGACGAGCUAACCCAGCCACAAGCUGAGGUCAUCUUCAAAGAGCUGGUGGGUUCCAGCAUGCCGAUGGUGCCGUGUACUGUCGGUUCUGCAGUGAAGUUUUUCAAAAAAGAUACAGUUGGGGAUAUGUUUCGUUGGUUCGAAAACAAUGGUUAUGGAGGAGAUGUGGUGGCGUGUAGAAAGAUAUAUCCGGAGAUGAUGGAUUACAGGACUUGGUUGGAGAACUGUAGUCCAUUCAUUCAGUCCAGGGCCUCUCGGUGA
Exophiala bonariae is the source of this 939-nucleotide messenger RNA. RefSeq lists its product as uncharacterized. Bases 1 to 939 code for a protein of 312 amino acids. The record is from RefSeq and is a predicted model, not a curated record. The transcript has a single exon. Gene Ontology annotation, cellular component: nucleus. NCBI's taxonomy places the organism in Eukaryota, Fungi, Ascomycota, Eurotiomycetes, Chaetothyriales, Herpotrichiellaceae.